AUGCUGCGCUUCCGGGUUCGCCUCCCGAAAGGCAAGGAGCCUGUUUCCAUGGAUCUUGAUGGCACUACGACUUGGGGUUCGUUCGUGCAAUCUAUCAGUUCCCUAACCGACGUGCCGUGCUCGCAAUUGCGGAUUCUUAGUGGGUUCCCACCACGUCCCGUUGAGGUUGGUGAUGGCGCUGCUUCCAUUGCCAGUGUGCUUCCGGGGGGAGGAAACGUAAUUGUGCAAGUGGGCGAGGCGGAUGUGGUUAAGGGGAAGACAGAAGGUCGUUACGUGCCCCCAGUUGACGGCAAGUGGCAUUUUGUUCGGCGCGUUUGCCCUUCAGAUAAUUCUUGUUUGUUCCAUGCUGCAGCUUAUGUCCUCCGUAACAAGAGCCGAGUGGAUGGACCGUCCCUGCGCAAAGAGUGCGCCGAUAUUGUGCAAGCAUAUCCGAAUGUCUUUAAUGAGAAAACGAUUCUUGACCGGCCAAACCGCGAGUACGUCGAUUUCAUACGGAACCCAAACGCUUGGGGCGGGGCGAUCGAACUUAUGGUCCUCAGUUUCCUCACGCAAACUGAGAUUGUUGCACUUGAUUUGACGUCGUCUAAUGUUUUGCACUUCGGUGAAGACAACAAUUAUACCGUUCGUGCCUAUGUUGUGUUUAAUGGGCAGCACUACGAUGCUAUCGCUAUGAACCCCAUGUUUAAUUCACCUCAAGAGAGCGAGGAUCAGGUCCUGUUUAGUUCUACGGAUGCCGAAGUCCUUAAUCGUGCUAGACGCUUCGUUGCUGACGAGGCUAAAAAGUUGCGUUUGCGGUAA
Trypanosoma brucei brucei TREU927 is the source of this 798-nucleotide messenger RNA. RefSeq lists its product as hypothetical. The record is from RefSeq and is a predicted model, not a curated record. Gene Ontology annotation, molecular function: cysteine-type deubiquitinase activity. Bases 1 to 798 code for a protein of 265 amino acids. The transcript has a single exon. Lineage: Eukaryota; Euglenozoa; Kinetoplastea; Trypanosomatida; Trypanosomatidae. Gene Ontology annotation, biological process: endoplasmic reticulum unfolded protein response; protein deubiquitination. Gene Ontology annotation, cellular component: nucleus; cytosol.